Molecule: messenger RNA, 2209 nt
Organism: Centropristis striata (black sea bass)
Lineage: Eukaryota; Metazoa; Chordata; Actinopteri; Perciformes; Serranidae
Product: sialate O-acetylesterase-like
Exons: 11
Coding region: 103-1683 (526 amino acids)
Biological process (GO): carbohydrate metabolic process
Molecular function (GO): sialate O-acetylesterase activity
Source: RefSeq, a predicted model, not a curated record
UUCCAAGCCUGUUUAUAGCUCGACCGGUUUCACUCUGUGUGUCACUUGACUUUUUCUGACAGAGGCGUUAAGCUUUUUGUUAACGUUUGCUGUAUUUUUGUCAUGGCUGUAAUACAGAGUCUUGCUUUUAUACUUUUAGCUUCUAUUUGCGCCAGUGAUGCGAAGCUGCGCUUUGCCUCUUACUAUGGAGACCACAUGGUGCUGCAGAAGGCUCCAGAGAGAGCUGUGCUGUGGGGCUACGGCCCUGAGGGUGCACAGGUGACCCUUUACUUGAAAGGACAAGUGGAUCAGAAAACCUCACCGGUCACUGUUACAAAAGGUAUCUGGAAAAUCACCCUUGACCCUGUUGGACCUGGCGGUCCAUACACUGUGAUAGCAGUCGCUGAGAAUGAUUCAGCCGUCCUGACAGAUGUGCUGUUUGGAGAUGUUUGGCUGUGUGGAGGGCAGAGCAACAUGUCGUUUGAAAUGGAUAAGAUUUUCAAUGCAAUAGAGGAGCUGAAAAUUGCAGAGAAGUAUCCUCAUGUGAGGACUUUUAUGGCGUCCAUGAAAACCAGUGAAACUGAGCUGAUUGAUUUGAUUCAAGUAGAACUUCCCUGGUCUGUGCCGCCAGCAACUCUGGCACAGUUCUCUGCGGUCUGCUGGCUAUUUGGACGUAACUUGUUUGACAAGCUGCAGUACCCCAUAGGACUGGUGGAGUCCUGUUGGCCAGGCACACGUGUUGAAGUCUGGUCAUCUUCAAGAGCACUGCAGAAGUGUGGAAUACUAGAGGAAGCUAACAGCAGUUUACCGGCUGGUCUCUGUGGAUUUAUUGGAUGUGGACAAGGGGAAGAGUGGUACGAGCGUCAAACUGAGGCUCCACCUCCAAUUCCGACAAAGAAUUCAGUCCUGUGGAAUUCAAUGAUCCAUCCGCUGCUCAACAUGACCAUGAAAGGAGCCAUCUGGUACCAAGGGGAGGCAAAUACUAUCUAUCAACAAGACAAAUACAACUGUUCCUUCCCUGCUAUGAUUGGUGACUGGAGGAUGGCGUUUCACCAGGGCUCAGGCGGGGAGACAGCUCCCGACUUCCCCUUUGGGUUUGUUCAGCUGUCCACCUACAAGAAAGGAUCCAAAAAUGACUCCUUUCCAGAGAUACGCUGGCACCAGACGGCCGACGUUGGCUAUGUUCCCAAUGCCCGGAUGCCGAAGACCUUCAUGGCCGUGGCUUUGGAUUUACCAGAUAAAAACUCACCCUAUGGCCCGAUCCAUCCCCGAGACAAGCAGGAUGUAGCCUACAGACUGUCGUUGGGAGCAAGGGCAGUGGCUUAUAAUGAGGACGUAUCCUACCAGGGACCUUUCCCCACCGAAGUCAUGGCCACUCAAAAAGAUAUCAACAUCACCUACGACCAGAAAGUGUCCGUUACUUCGUCUAAGGACAUCUUUGAGAUCUGCUGCACAGAGAAUCAGGCUCCAUGUGGGAGCUCCUCCUGGAUUCCAGCUCCCAUCAUGCAGUGGGACGCGACCACUGUCACGGUAUCUACCAGCCUGUGUCCACCUACUGAUGAAGUAGUUGCCCUCAGAUAUGCAUGGAGCGACUGGCCCUGCGACUUUAAAGCCUGUCCAAUCUACAGCGCUGAUGGUUAUCUUUUACCUGCGCCUCCAUUUAUUGUCAGCCACCCUCAGCCAAAAGGCAACUCAAGAUUGUAAGAAGAAAAAGUGAUUAAAAAUGUGCCUUUUUUUCCUUUUGGUCAAAGCGAGCUUGUUUUUGGUAGAAAUUAAGGCACUUAAAGGGCAUUUUCGAUGAAGGGAUUUUUCUUACACGUGAUUAUCAGUUAGUUUUGAUGGUUUAACUCUUGACAAUCAAUUUUUUUUACUCAUGUAAAUCAUCUCAGAGUGGGGCAGUGCUAUGGAAGAAUUAUCCUAUCUUUAUUCAAGAGCGUAGAUUUUCAGUUUGAGAGCAUAAUUUGUCUUUCUCGUGCUCAGAUUUGUUCUCCUCAUGCUCACAUUUUGCGCUCGCACUCGAUUUCUGCUGCUUUCUUUGAAAAUGUGUGCGUGCACUUAAAAAUCACAUGCUUGUGCUCACAUUUCUUCUUCUUGGACACAAACAUUUUGCUCGCACUCAAAUAUGUCCUGUGCGCACUCAAAUCUAAAGUCUACGCGCUCAGAUCUCAACUCUGCGCUCUCAAGCGCGAGCGCAAAAUGUGAGCAUGAGGAGAACAAAUCUGAGCAUGAG